Messenger RNA from Daphnia pulex (common water flea), 911 nucleotides. Its product is annotated as cuticle protein CP14.6-like. Bases 148 to 579 code for a protein of 143 amino acids. The record is from RefSeq and is a predicted model, not a curated record. Gene Ontology annotation, cellular component: chitin-based extracellular matrix. The transcript has 3 exons. NCBI's taxonomy places the organism in Eukaryota, Metazoa, Arthropoda, Branchiopoda, Diplostraca, Daphniidae. Gene Ontology annotation, molecular function: structural constituent of chitin-based larval cuticle.
CUUAAAUCGAACAACUAAGUAGACCAAAACGUCGGGUAUUACACCUUUCGGUUUCAUCGUCUAUCGCGGAGGUAUAUAAAGCUGGGCGAAAGGCCCAAGAAAACAUCAGUUCUUGUUCAAUUGUUCUACCAACCCACCAGACCCACCAUGAAACUGUUUGUGAUCGCUGCCCUUUUGGCCGUGGCCGCCGCUGCCCCAGCCGGCACACCUUACGCCGGAUACAAAGCCCCUGAAAUCGCCAUCGUCGCCCAGUCGGAUGUCCGUAACGGAGACGGAAGCGGAGCGUGGAGCUACGCCGGAUCGGAUGGAACCACUCGCGACGAGUCUUAUGCCCAGAAAGCCCUUCCAGGCUACAAGGACGCUUACGGAAAAGAAUCUUACGAAUCCGGAGCUGGAAACACCAACAAGGGAGCUUCCUAUUACAUUUCCCCUGAAGGCCAGAAGAUCACUUUGACCUGGGUCGCUGACGAGGGCGGAUUCCAACCCAAGGGUGACCACUUGCCAGUUGCUCCCGUUCACGUUUACGAGCUCCCAGUGGCUCCCGCUCUCCCCUACUCCCGCACUGGACCUGGAUACUAAAUAUUCGAAAAUACUCUUUCUGAUAUCUAAUUGCAUAAUCCGUCGGUGAUGAGUAUUCGACGAGCUCGAGUCCAAAUCGUGCCGAGAUAAUAUAUUUUUCGGGUGUUUGUAAUUUUAGCUAAAUACUACGUGCUGCUCAUUAAUUGAUACUCUCCCUUUUGGCAGUUCACAUAGUCGUAAUCCAUCAAUUUCUCCUACUAACCUUCACGCCCCCCCCUUCCCUUCACCCUCAAUCCCAAUGAUGAGAAACUAUUAGCUCCAAAAUUAUCGUUGGAAUUUUAGAAAAAACAAAAUAAUAAUUAUUGAAAUACAUCAUGUCAGUUUGAUGCUAA